GAAAAAGACAAUAAAAGAAAGAAGAGGAAUGGUGACUGGCGGUGGUAACAACAACUAUUCGUCCUGAGAUUUUCCAUCUUCGAUUUAGGGUUUUUGACUCUCUCUCUCUCGCACUUCACUGUUCUUGCAUGUGUUUUCUCUGCUCACUCAGCUUGGAGAAUUAAAGCCAUUGUUCACAACUCACAAGCAAAGGGCCCUGUAAAUGAUCCGAAGUUUAUCAGAUUCAGUUUUGAGUGCAGGAGUGUUGACGCAUCUUUGCCAGUAGGGGGCUGUUGUGGAGAAGUGUUAUUUUAUCUUCAGAUGUUGAGUUUCAGGGUACCUACUCUGCAUAGCUGUUUGAUGCUUGUUUGAUUACAUGUUGCACUUCUAGUCAAGGUUUGCAAGUUGAAGCUAUCAUCUACAGUUACUUUACUGUGGAGCUCAGAUGGAUGACAGUGGGCAUCGUGAAAAUGGAAGGCACAAACCACCUCCGGGUCAGUGGUUGAUGCAGCAUCAGCCAUCAAUGAAGCAAAUAAUGGCCAUCAUGGCUGAGAGAGAUGCUGCUAUUCAAGAAAGAAACCUGGCUAUUUCUGAGAAAAAAACAGCCUUGGCAGAGCGAGACAUGGCUAUGCUGCAGCGUGAUACAGCAAUUGCAGACCGAAAUAGUGCCAUUAUGGAACGAGACAAUGCCAUUGCAACACUUCAAUAUCGUGAAAAUGCAAUGAAUAGUGGUAACAUGUCCCCGUGCCCUCCAGGAUGCCAAAUCUCACGCGGGGUGAAGCACAUGCACCAUCCACAGCAGCAUGUACACCAUCAGCCCCACAUGGGUGAUGCUUCAUACAAUUCACGGGAUAUGCAAAUUACUGAUGCGCCCCCAAUGUCACCAGUUGCCUCGGAACCUGCAAAGCCUAGGCGGACUAAACGAGCCAAGGAAGCCAAGGGAAUGACAUCUAACAAAAAGCCUUCCAAAUCUUCGAAAAAGGUGAAGAGAGAGGGGGAGGAUCUGAAUAAGAUGAUGUUUGGCAAGUCCCAUGACUGGAAGAGUGAACAAGAUAUGGGUAGUGGAGCCGAUGAUCUUAACAAACAGAUGGGUGUGUCGAAGCCUGAUUGGAAGGAUCAGGACAUGGGGUUGAACCAGGUUGCAUUUGAUGACUCCUCUAUGCCGGUGCCAAUUUGCUCGUGCACUGGAAUGCUACGGCCAUGCUACAAAUGGGGAAAUGGGGGUUGGCAGUCUUCAUGCUGCACUACCACCAUGUCAAUGUAUCCGCUGCCAGCAGUGCCUAAUAAGCGCCAUGCACGGGUUGGUGGUCGGAAGAUGAGUGGAAGUGCAUUCAACAAGCUGCUUAGCAGGCUUGCAGCUGAAGGGCACGAUCUAACAAAUCCAGUAGAUCUUAAGGACCAUUGGGCAAAGCAUGGAACGAAUCGCUACAUCACCAUCAAGUAGAAUGUGAGAAAUCUUUGAAUGGAUGGAGGAAUCAUGA
Camellia sinensis is the source of this 1460-nucleotide messenger RNA. RefSeq names its product protein BASIC PENTACYSTEINE6. Gene Ontology annotation, molecular function: DNA-binding transcription factor activity; sequence-specific DNA binding. The record is from RefSeq and is a predicted model, not a curated record. Gene Ontology annotation, biological process: response to ethylene. Lineage: Eukaryota; Viridiplantae; Streptophyta; Magnoliopsida; Ericales; Theaceae. Gene Ontology annotation, cellular component: nucleus.